Daucus carota subsp. sativus is the source of this 845-nucleotide messenger RNA. RefSeq names its product small ribosomal subunit protein eS7. The transcript is spliced from 6 exons. Gene Ontology annotation, molecular function: structural constituent of ribosome. Gene Ontology annotation, biological process: rRNA processing; translation; ribosomal small subunit biogenesis. Lineage: Eukaryota; Viridiplantae; Streptophyta; Magnoliopsida; Apiales; Apiaceae. The record is from RefSeq and is a predicted model, not a curated record. Bases 169 to 744 code for a protein of 191 amino acids. Gene Ontology annotation, cellular component: small-subunit processome; ribosome; 90S preribosome.
AUCCCAACCGUCCACUAAAAUUAGGGUUGGAUGUGUAGAUAAUAUAAAAUCCUACUCACGCCUCUGUUAGUCCCUUUGUGCCCCCGCCGAAGUUAUCGUCCCUCCCGAGCAGCUUAGAGAGAAACAGCGAGGUUUUGACGCCACCGUGGUCUAUUUUAGGUUGUCAAAAUGUUUACCUCAAGAAAGAAGAUCGCCAAAGAUGCUGGUCUUGAACCAACUGAAUUUGAAGAAACUGUUGCCCAGGCGUUCUUUGAUUUGGAAAAUACGAAUCAAGAGCUUAAAAGUGACUUGAAGGACCUUUACAUCAAUGCUGCUGCUCAAAUUGAUGUGUCCGGGAACCGCAAAGCUGUGGUGAUACAUGUUCCUUACAGAUUGAGGAAAGCUUUCCGCAAGAUCCAUUUAAGGCUUGUAAGAGAACUUGAGAAGAAAUUCAGUGGAAAGGAUGUUGUAGUGAUUGCUACCCGAAGGAUGUUAAGGCCACCAAAGAAAGGUUCUGCUGCUCAGAGGCCUCGUUCCAGGACACUAACUGCUGUUCAUGAUGCUAUGCUUGAGGAUGUUGUCCAUCCUGCUGAGAUUGUUGGAAAGCGUAUCAGAUAUAGAGUUGAUGGCUCAAAAAUAAUCAAGAUUUACUUGGACCCAAAGGCACGCAAUGAUACAGAGUACAAACUGGAGACAUUUGCUGGAGUUUACAGGAAGCUAUCUGGAAAAGAUGUCGUGUUUGAGUACCCAGUUGCAGAAGUUUAAGAUUUGAGUUUAAGUUGUUGAAGAUAUUGUUACUGUCUACUUAUAAUUUUGAUGAAGAGAUUUGACAUUUAAAAUUUAUAAUAUGAAGAAAUGUUCUUUUA